GAUCCAGAAGCGAAACGACGAAGCUCACGCUCUCGAGACGGCUUUGGAAUGCUUCGUGACCACCGCGCUGCGGCUGCGCGGCCGAAGCCUGGCGACGAUGCCCCCCGCGCCGAAGGUCAUCGCGAUGUAUUAUCCACAGUUCCACCAAGUGCCCGAGCUGGAGAAGUUCUUCGGAGAUGGCUACACGGACUGGAAGGCCUUGCAGGACUUCAAAGGUGACGGGCUCCGGAAGCCUCUCAGCGAGGAGCGCGGAGGACUGGGCUUCUACGACUUGAUGAAGCGGCAGGUGAGAGGCAAACAGGCGAACCUGGCGAAACAGCACGGGGUGCAUGGCUUCUCGUACUACCACUACUGGUUUGGUGGCGAGGGCGGCCACAACAAGAGCGUGAUGUGGAAGGUGCCCUACCAGGUUCUCCACGACGGGCAGCCGAAUUUGCCCUACUUCUUCACCUGGGCGAACGAGCCCUGGACCCGGAAGUUCUCCGGCCAGGCCGGUGAGGAUGUCCUCAUUCCGCAGACGCCCCUCGUCGCAAAGUGGGGGCUGGCGGCAUGCUGCUUUCUACCCACGUUGCAGCACUUUGUCGAGACUCUCAACAUCGACUUGAGGGGGCUCGGCAACCGGGCGCGGGAGAUGGUCAAGCGCCAGGUCACCAACCCCUCCAAGCGCAAGGGCUGGAUGCGGCGCCGGCUGCGCGAACUCCAUUUCGAGGAGGAGGAAGUCCCCGAGGAUUUGCAGCUUGUCGCUGCGACCCGAAACCGACCGAGCGGUGGAGUUCGGCGUGGACGGCAUGCUGAGGGGCAGAGGGCGGACGCGGCGCCGGCGGGUGCGCCCUUGCUGCGUGAAUCAGCAGUUUUGGCAAGUUUCUUCCGCGUGCAGAUGGAUCACCUUGCUCACGGGGUCGCCAAGCGAACUGGCGGCCCCUUAACGCGGGGUGACGUCAUCUGCAACUCCCAUCGGACGAAGCUCUCCAAGUAUGCGCUGGACGCGGCGCCGGCUGCGCGAACUCCAUUUAUCGAGGAGCAAACUGCCGAUUUCAUCACAUCCAUCCUCGCAUACUUCAGAAAAGGCAGACGUUCGGAUUAUGGCGAUAAUCCGUCCAACCGCCGACUUCAUCACAUCCAUCCUCGCAUAAUUCCAUCAGAACUGGCAGACAUUCGCGCAAAGAUUAUGGCGAUGAUCCAGAACGGUAGCUUCAAAACACUCUCCCUACCCCUGGACAAUCGCAGGCCGAUCAUCAACCGCACCCAAAUCAAAACGCGGUUCCAGAACACCGGGAUCUUUGAUCAGUGGAGCUCGCAUGCCGACGGCGCCGACCCCAUAGAGGCCGUCUUGGGCCACGAAGUCGCGGAGGAGGAAGCCAUCAGACGCGACAUCCAUGGCAACGACUGGAAGGUUGCGCUCACUCCGCAUGAGGGGCGAAGCAGGGACGCAAUGAUUGAAGCCGACUGGGGCAGCAACAAGUGCAAGGACCCAUUGCCCAAAGCUCUCCGAGACACAGCUCGGGAAGUGGCGGAAAAGAGCGGAACCGCGGCUGCAUCCCUCGUGGCAUAA
Messenger RNA from Symbiodinium sp. CCMP2456, 1552 nucleotides. The record is from the annotation of a GenBank genome assembly. Lineage: Eukaryota; Dinophyceae; Suessiales; Symbiodiniaceae.